Molecule: messenger RNA, 1470 nt
Organism: Fonsecaea erecta
Lineage: Eukaryota; Fungi; Ascomycota; Eurotiomycetes; Chaetothyriales; Herpotrichiellaceae
Exons: 1
Coding region: 1-1470 (489 amino acids)
Source: RefSeq, a predicted model, not a curated record
AUGGCUUCCGACGACUCUCCUCCCUCCAGGUAUCCCCCGUCAAUGGGGCCUGGUGCGCGACCUGUCAAUAAGCCUGGGGAGUCAGAUUCGAGAUCAAAGUUGCUCGAAGUCAUACAGGCAAGGUCCAAAUACCAGGUCUCCGUCGAGCCGGAUACCCUGUCACUGAGCUACGAACUCAAUAAUACUCCCCGUCUCUAUCGACUUUCUUUUGACAAUAUGCCUCUGCAUGGUCUUUCAAGAUGGUGGAUAUAUGGUGGCUCUAUGAGGGCGCGAAGAGCGGGUGUCCUCGCUAUCGACCUCAUACGUGGCUCCGAAAACGUGGUACAAAGGCCCGUCACCCAGCAGGAAGCGGAAGCUCUGGCGUAUUGGACUUCGCGAAGACUCCUCUAUGGCUCCCUCGCCACCUUCGCUGCCUCGACGUUUGGAUUCUACAUGGCUCACAGAGGUCGUGCCAAGAUGAAGUUCCCUUUCGUCUCUGCAAAGCCGUUGGAGCGGUACAACAAGUUCCCUCUGCAACAGAUGCCUCUUAUAACCGGCCAGCUGGCCCAAACGGCCUGGCAGGUCACGAGAUAUGUCAUUUGGAUGGAGCUGUGUUUCCUGGUUGGUACACCUGUCAUUGGUGCUUUGGGUAGUUUCAGCGCGGCGACGGGAAUGGCUACCGAUCCGCGGACUCAAGGCCUUAUCCAAGCAAUGCGCGAAAGAGGCCGUGGCGACAUGAACCGGACACUGUCAAAUUUGCCGGUGGAGUGGCCUCAGCAGCCUCAAGGCCAAGAUGGUAACCGAGAUGCGCAAUCCGAUCCCCAGUCAUAUUACCAAGAUGGUGACGGCGGCGGCUCCCCAGACGGUUCCGCCGCCGAUCGCAACCACGGUGGUGACGCCUUUUACCAGAGUGCAGCGAGUGAUACCGGCACUUUGGAUGAUUCUAGGAUAAGUGACCGCGAAAGGAAACAGCAGCAAGGAUAUUCAACUCCGCAGCCAUCAAGGCAGACGCAGCAGGACACGUCCUCCACCUCUUCAGCAGACGCGGACCCCUUCUUUUUCGACGACGCCUCACCCACAGCCGGAAAUGACCCAGACAUGGCCACGUCUACGCCUUACAAGCGACCAUCAGGCGGAAGUGCCUGGGAGCGCAUACGAAGGGGUAGUGCUCCUCCUGCAGCUACUUCUGACUCUGAUUUCCGCCGCCAACGACUCGAAACCGAACGAGCUCGCGAAGCCCGCGCAAACCCGAUGGCAGAACGGGACUCGGAAAGCAACGAAAGCGUCUAUGACGGCAGAGACACGAGACCUGGGAGGGAUGGACGUGCCAGAGAACAGGCGCAACGGGAGUUUGACCAGAUGCUGGAGAGGGAACGGAGACAGAGCGGGAGCGAGGAGUACGACAGAGGAAUGGCGGCCGUCGAGUCGGCAGAGGACAGACGGGCCGCCGAAGGAAUGAGUGCGUGGGAGAGAAGACGAAGAGGAGAUUGA